UUCGCAUUGAACUUGACUUGGAUCGCCUCCUGAGGCCAGAGGGCGCCAUGGGCCGCUACCGCGUCCGCGUGGUCACUGGGGCCUGGCUCUUCUCGGGAUCCGUCAACCUGGUGCGUCUGUGGCUGGUCGGGGCGCACAGGGAGGCGAGGCUGGAGCUGCAGCUGCGGCCAGCGCGGGGCAAGGAGGAGGAGUUUGAUUUCGAUGUUGCCGAGGACUUGGGGCCACUGCAGUUCGUGAAACUGCACAAAGAGCACACAGUUGUGGACGACGCCUGGUUCUGCAACCUCAUCACAGUUCAGGGGCCCGGGAUGAGCGCAGAGGCCGUCUUCCCCUGCUACCGCUGGGUGCAGGGAGAAGGAAUCCUGAGACUGCCGGAGGGGACAGCCCGUCUGGCAGGAGACAAUGCCUUGGAUGUCUUCCAGAAGCAUCGAGAGAAGGAACUGAAGGAAAGACAACAGACCUACCGCUGGGCCACCUGGAAGCAAGGCUUACCUCAGACAAUAGCAGCAGACUGUAAGGAUGACCUCCCUCCAAACAUGAGAUUCCAUGAGGAGAAGAGACUGGACUUUGAAUGGACGCUGAAGGCGGGGGUUCUGGAAAUGGGCCUCAAACGUGUUUAUACCCUCCUGAGAAGCUGGAACCGUCUGGAAGACUUUGAUCAGAUCUUCUGGGGCCAGAAGAGUGCCUUGGCUGAGAAGGUUCACCGGUGUUGGCAGGAAGAUGAGCUCUUUGGCUACCAGUUUCUCAAUGGCGCCAACCCCAUGCUGUUGAGACGCUCCACCUCUCUGCCCUCCAGACUGGUACUGCCCCCUGGGACAGAGGAGCUUCAAGCGCAGCUGGAGAAAGAACUCAAGGAUGGAUGCCUGUUUGAGGCUGACUUUAUCCUGCUGGAUGGAAUUCCAGCUAAUGUGAUCCGAGGAGAACAGCAGUACCUGGCUGCCCCUCUUGUCAUGUUGAGGAUGGACCCCAGUGGGAAGCUGCUCCCCAUGGCUAUCCAGAUUCAGCCUCCCAAUCCCAGCUCCCCAGCUCCAACAUUGUUCCUGCCCUCAGAUCCUCCACUUGCCUGGCUCUUGGCUAAGAUCUGGGUCCGAAAUUCAGAUUUCCAACUGCAGGAGCUCCAAUUCCAUUUGCUGAACACUCAUCUGGUGGCUGAGGUCAUUGCUGUUGCCACCAUGAGGUGCCUCCCAGGACUACACCCUAUCUUUAAGCUCCUAGUUCCGCACAUCCGUUACACUAUGGAAAUUAACACACGGAGCCGGACCCAGCUCAUCUCAGAUGGAGGGAUAUUUGAUCAGGUAGUGAGCACAGGUGGAGGCGGCCAUGUUCAGUUGCUCACUCGGGCAGUGGCUCAGCUGACGUACUGCUCCCUCUGUCCUCCCGAUGAUCUGGCUACCCGAGGCCUGCUGAGAGUCCCAAGUGCCCUCUACGCUCAGGAUGCUUUGCAGCUCUGGGAGGUCACUGCCAGGUAUGUGAACGGGAUGGUCCAUCUCUUCUACCAGAGUGACGAUAUUGUGAGGGGAGACCCAGAGCUGCAGGCCUGGUGUCGGGAGAUCACUGAGGUGGGGCUGUGCCAUGCCCAGGACAGAGGAUUCCCUGUCUCCUUCCAGUCCCGGGCACAGCUCUGCCAUUUCCUUACCAUGUGUGUUUUCACAUGUACUUCCCAGCAUGCUGCCAUCAACCAGGGCCAGCUGGACUGGUACGGUUGGGUACCUAAUGCUCCAUGCACAAUGAGGAUGCCUCCACCAACCAGCAAGGACGAUGUGACGAUGGAGACCAUCAUGGGCUCACUCCCUGAUGUUCAGAAGUCCUGUCUGCAGAUGACCAUCACAUGGCACCUGGGCCGCCUCCAGCCAGACAUGGUACCUCUAGGACACCACAAAGAAAAGUAUUUCUCAGACCCAAGGACCAAAGCUGUGCUCAGCCAAUUUCAAGCAGAUCUGGAAAAUUUGGAGAAAGAGAUUACAGCCCGGAACCAGCAGCUUGACCUGCCCUACGAAUACCUCAAGCCUAGCCGUAUAGAGAACAGCAUCACCAUCUGAGGCAGAGCCACUGGGACCCAGAAGACUUCGUCAGCUCUAGGACCGCCACUACCCACUUGAUUAUGUGCCUUCUUAUGUCUGCUGCUGAGACUCAAAUUCCUCUUCUGACCGAACACAUCAGCAUUCUACUACGGGGCACUGAAUGUUUUGCUGUUAAGAGGAACAGUUUAGUCUUUGGAGGACCACCCACUUUCUACCACAAUUACUUAGCUCUCUCACUGUACCACUAAGGCAGCCACCAACAUUAUGUGUGUGUGUGACUACGUUCCAAUAAAGCUUUAGGUAUGGACACUAAGAUAUGAACUUUGCAAGUCACCGGGUAGUCUUUCCGCCUUGUUCUGCCAUUUAAAAACAAAACAAAGCCAGGCGUAGUGAUGCACUCCUUUAAUCUCAGCACUUGGGAGGCAGAUGCAGCAGAUCUGAGUUCAAGAAGAGCCUGACCUACAGAGUGAGCUCCAGGACAGCCAGGGCUGAAACCCUGUCUUUACAAACAAAACAAAACAAGUACAAAAACAAAAGUGCUUUGCAUGAGUUCAGGUUAGAUUUGGUCUAACCUCAAACAAGCCUCAGACCCCAUUUUCAAAACACCCAAGAGCCAUGGCUGAGGAGAGGAAAAUUAUAUUUCUGGAUGAAGUCAGCUACUUCAGCUAAUUCUCCUUCGCCAGGAACCAGACCUCAUGCUUGAUGGCCAACGUGUAAAUUCCAGACUCUUCCCCUCCACCCCCUACUUUCCCAUUUUGAACCCACUUUGAACACAUACCCUAAAUAGAUCUAAAUAAAGGUGUUGCUGGUCCCAAAU
This is a messenger RNA of Rattus norvegicus (Norway rat), 2838 nucleotides long. RefSeq names its product arachidonate 12-lipoxygenase, 12S type (gene Alox12). The transcript has 14 exons. NCBI's taxonomy places the organism in Eukaryota, Metazoa, Chordata, Mammalia, Rodentia, Muridae. Gene Ontology annotation, cellular component: cytoplasm; membrane; cytosol. Gene Ontology annotation, biological process: lipid oxidation; arachidonate metabolic process; fatty acid oxidation. The coding region runs from base 48 to 2039 and encodes 663 amino acids. Gene Ontology annotation, molecular function: oxidoreductase activity, acting on single donors with incorporation of molecular oxygen, incorporation of two atoms of oxygen; metal ion binding; iron ion binding. The record is from RefSeq and is marked provisional.